AGCCGAGUCGAGUGCGGUCAUUUUCGAUUGCAGUUGUGAAAUACUAAUAGCAGAGCUGCUGCCAAUCUAUUUCUACCGAACGCAUCACGCGACAAUCUCGUCACAUACGACUUAAGAAGAGCAAACUGCGAAGCACCACCGAUAAACAAAAGCAUGGGCAAUUCCGUGAGUGCCAGUCCGGUAGCUGCGCUACCCGCAGCAACUUCCACCGCCGCGACGACGACACCAGCCGAAGUUAAGCCGGAGAAACCUAAGUGCAAGGCGUGCUGUGCUUGUCCGGAGACGAAGAAGGUUCGCGAUGCUUGCAUAAUGGAACGGGGAGAGGAGUACUGCGGAGAACUGAUCGAGAAGCAUAAACAAUGCAUGCGGGAUAUGGGAUUCAACAUCUAGACGAGCCUGACGACUGAUUUCCUGCUAUGGAGGAUGUUUUUUUAUCUACCAAAUUCCCGUUGUUUCAGCUGAGUCAUGAUCCAUUGACUUUCAUUUCAUUCUCGCCCCCAUCCCAAAUCCCGCCACUCACAAUUGUAUUGGAUUGUGCUUUAGUUACGUCGCUGUGUACAUAGGAAAUAGGAAGGCUGUCUAAUCGGUUUAAUUUAUUGAAAUUACUUCUGAUCGAUUAGUUCAGAGUGUUGUACUUAAAAUCUGGGUCAUAAUAAAAGAUGAUUUAAGUACAAGAAAAA
Ochlerotatus camptorhynchus is the source of this 680-nucleotide messenger RNA. RefSeq names its product cytochrome c oxidase copper chaperone (gene Cox17). The record is from RefSeq and is a predicted model, not a curated record. Gene Ontology annotation, molecular function: copper ion binding; copper chaperone activity. The transcript is spliced from 3 exons. Bases 154 to 390 code for a protein of 78 amino acids. Gene Ontology annotation, cellular component: mitochondrial intermembrane space. Gene Ontology annotation, biological process: mitochondrial respiratory chain complex IV assembly. Lineage: Eukaryota; Metazoa; Arthropoda; Insecta; Diptera; Culicidae.